UGUGCAACCUUCCUCCCUACCUCUUAUUAUGAAUGCAUGGUUCCAUCUUCAAUUAUGAACGUAGAAAUCAAUAUUGUGUUUUUUUUCUAUUAAGCCUGGCAGCAACACACUUAUCGGCAACACAGGGUGGAAUGAGGCUUCUUAACGGGUCUCAUUCGUAUCAGAAGGGAGAUCCCGGGUGGCGUUUCGGAAUAUUGCAUCCAAUCACUUGAGCACCUUGGUCUGUCUGCUUCAUCUGUCAGUGUAGAGGACAACGUACUGUGGGUGCUGACAGAUGUCAGACAUGUAGAAACGGUGUAUGGCUGCUUCAUUGUACGAAGGAGAUGCGUUGAAGAAAAGGGGGACAUUUACUGUUCACAGACGACUACAUCAUGGUGGAUGUCAGACUGUACUCCCAUGCUAUAUGGACGCACUCGAGAACGCCAAUCUAUACAGACUACUAUCUGACUGACAAUGAGAUCCGUGCCUUCAAUCACCGAGGGCGUCCCUGGGGCUAUAAUCGGGUGAGGGGUCUAGAUGUGUGGCGGGAUUUGCAGGGGAGACGACGGUGGACAAUCGCAAGCGUACCCAACUGGUUGCUGAACAUAAAUGUCAACACAAGCGAAGGGACAACCCGCAGCAGUUGGAACACACGGGACAUUAACAUCACGAGCGGACAUUCUCAUGGCAUCUACCUCACAAACAGGAUCAGACGCCCGUGCACAGUGGAGAUUCCGCAGCCGCUUGUUAACGUGAAUAUCCGAGACGGUGUCUUCCUUCUCGAGGGGCGGGCCAAGUUGGAGCGUCUCGGACGGCAGUCACCGUUCUCUCCUGCUGUCAUUGCAAUACACCUGAAUCUCCCCGAUGAGGAACCUUUCAGAAAGUUUAAGGACUUGUCAAACCAUCUUGCCCGUGUGGUGGAAGAACCGGAUGAUAGAGGGUUCUUCUUCUGGUUCAUCAAACGUCAGAGAGGACAAUGGAAUACACCAGUUAAAGACUCAUCUCUGUAUUUCAUAGAUCUCAACGUGACACACUUGAAGUACAAGAUACACGCUGGGGAUUGUAUCAAGUUUGUAGUAGUGACCCGUGAGAGGAAUCCUUCGUCUUCUCCACUGCCUUCUCAAAACUCUUCAUCGAAGCCUUCUCCAGCUUCUUCUCCACUUCGUCCUUCCAGCAUGGAUAAGAGGCAUUCUUCACCUUCUCCAGCACCUUCUCCAGCACCUUCUCCAGCACCUUCUCCAGCACCUUCUCCGCAUCCCCCUCAUCCCCCUCAUCCUCCAAGAUCUCACACACGGGACAGAACGGUUCAAACUGACCGAUCUCACACACGGGACAGAACGGUUCAAACUGACCGAUCUCACACACGGGACAGAACGGUUCAAACUGACCGAUCUCACACACGGGACAGAACGGUUCAAACUGACCGAUCUCACACACGGGACAGAACGGUUCAAACUGACCGGAUAAUUACAAAUACCCGACAAAAUCAAACAAGAGAUGAAAACAGAAUCCAAAACCACAAACAAGUACAAACCAGUGAACCGUCAAUUGUCGUACUUGAUCCAACCUUUUAUGAUGAUGAGGUAGUUCUGGCCCGUUGGGAGGAUGACCGAUGGUACUACAAAGGGAAGAUUGUCCAGCGCCAUGAUAAAGACUGUUACUCUGUGGAGGAUGUCACAGGCCGAUGUGACGUCAUUAGUAGUAAGCACAUCAUCCGGACAACUGACCAUUACGACGCUGGGUCUACUAUCAAGAGGGACAGUGUCCAUGUGCUGGCCCCCCAUCCAGUAUAUUACUGGAGCUACGCCCCUGGCAGGGUCAUAGAAGCGAUUGGUCAGAAACUGACUGUCCGGUUCUAUGACAACAAUCAGACAAACAUCGAGAAAUGGGACGUGUAUCCUGCCAGGAACCGAGAGAAACAUCUCAAGGACGUGGAGGACAUUCGCCAGCGAGAGAAAGACUGGGAGGGGAAGGAGGCCGUCAUCAGAGACGAGUCAGGGGUGUACAGACUGGGUAAAGUUGAAAAACAGAUAGGACGUCAGCAGAGGUACACCGUGACAUGGGAGGAUGGCAAGUGCGGUGAUCAGAUGUCCAUCCACAUCUAUGGAACCUUCUCCAAGAUGAUCAAGUUCAAGGUCGGCAGCUACAUCCUGGCACUUGCUGACCCUGACGACAACUAUUUCCUUCCGGGUGAAGUGACAAGGGUCCACGAAGAUGGAGAUGUUCAAAGGCUACACGUGGUGUUUGUCAAUGGGAAAAGGUCAAAGGAUGCCCUCUCCACGGAUAGUUACUGGAUGAAUAAGAUGGCCUACACUGAGGCGGAGGAGGUGUUUCUGACGCAUCACCCCGACAGUAGUGACGAGGAAGAGUUCUCUCGUUAAGAGUCGGCUGCACUCAGCUCAUCUCCAUCCCAUGUAUGUCAUCUCGGAUAACAUCUGGAGGAAUCCAUUUUGAAACUAGAUUUACCAGUUUCACACUUCGCGUGACUAUGACAUAAUAAUAUGGCACAAUUUCUUUCUCAAAAUCGGCCGCCAUGUUGUACGAGCUUUUCGCCAAGGGAUCAAUCGGUGUGCGGUCUACGGUGAAUUCAUGCAAUGUCUCUACACCAUUGCUGCCCGAGGUAUUAUGUAGGUGGCGGAGUUUCCCGAGUGGAAAUGAAUGGACUAUGCAGCUUGUUAAAACAUCUUCUUCUCUGUUUCAUCAACGAGUUUUUUAAAUGAAACACGAUAACAAACGUUGAAGAGCAGUUACGUUUAUUUACAAAUAGUCAACAGUACAUUUGAGAGUGUGAACAUAUCAUUGCUACUUCAAUCAAGCGGGGUGGUUUUCAAAUACAGUAAACUACGGUUAUAACGAACUCAAAGGGACCACUAAUUUUAGUUCGCUAUAGCCGUAGUUCGUUAUAUGCAUAUAUACAGCAUAACGACAGCAAAUAGUCGGGGCAAAAAAAGUAAGUUCGUUAUAUCCGUCAGUUCGUUAUAAGCGUGUUCGUUAUAAACGUAGUUUACUGUAUACCAAUUGCUGAUAGUAUCAUAGACAGUAAAACCCCGUUAAUCCCGACAGUGUGGACUAUACCGGAAAAAACAACUACAGUAAUCUACGGUUAUAACGAACUCAAAGGGACCACUGAUUUUAGUUGGAUAUAACCGUAGUCCGGUAAAAACAUAUAUACAGCAAAUGCCCGGGACCAACAAUAUGUUCGUUAUAUCCGUCAGUUCGUUAUAAGCGUGUUCGUUAUAUACGUAGUUUACUGUAUAUACACUAGGAAUCUUUGGUACAAAGAAACAUAUCUAUAUGUUGACGUUUUUUACAGUUAAAGUCUGGAGAAUAAGAAAGUCCGGUUUACGGGGGGUUCAGUUUAUACAAUUUAUACUGCAGCGGUAGUCAUUGGUACAAGGCUCUGCGAUUUUAGCCAACAGACUGCGGCGACACGAAUGUGGUUAAACUCUGUUAUAUAUACGGCUAUUUUAUAUACGCUAGGUUUUGUUCUAUCGACUAACCUUCUGAAACCCGAAACCCUCUGCUCUGCUGGUGUUAGUUUGUAUGUAACUUCAUAGGUAGUCUGCAACUUGUGUCAUUCGAUACCGAAGACCAAUGAAACCCAUGUUAAUGCCGACCAAUCGCAUUCUCCAAGAAUUAGGCCACGACCAGUUUUACUGGUUGAACUCGUUGGUCUACUGGUAGAGCGUCCGCCCGGAGCGGAAGGUCCGGGUUCGAACCUCGGCCUCGUCAUACCAAAAGAAGUUAAAAGAUGGUACGUGUUGUUACCCUGCCUUGGG
This is a messenger RNA of Haliotis rufescens (red abalone), 3758 nucleotides long. RefSeq lists its product as uncharacterized. The record is from RefSeq and is a predicted model, not a curated record. The coding region runs from base 372 to 2360 and encodes 662 amino acids. Lineage: Eukaryota; Metazoa; Mollusca; Gastropoda; Lepetellida; Haliotidae. The transcript has 19 exons.